Messenger RNA from Megalobrama amblycephala (Wuchang bream), 6198 nucleotides. Its product is annotated as NACHT, LRR and PYD domains-containing protein 12-like. NCBI's taxonomy places the organism in Eukaryota, Metazoa, Chordata, Actinopteri, Cypriniformes, Xenocyprididae. The transcript has 27 exons. The record is from RefSeq and is a predicted model, not a curated record. The coding region runs from base 232 to 5829 and encodes 1865 amino acids. Gene Ontology annotation, molecular function: protein binding.
UAUGCUACACUUCCUGAAAAAGUCAUCGAAUACACAAACAGACGCUGCGAAUUCAAAGCAAUUUAUUAUGCAUAACAAUGUUUACAACUGGUGAAACACGCGUUUUUAAUCUAUGAUCCGUGAAAUAUCACAUGUGACGAAUCUGUCGGAAAUCAAGGUCCUGCUGAACGAUUGAUUGUUUUCUCAAACCAGUGCUGAUCAGAGGAGCGAGGAAAGGACUCUCUCUCUAAGAUGAGUCUCUCAGAGAAACACAGUGUAAGAUCAGGAUCACAUGUGUCCAGCUCUGUGUCUCUGAAGAGUGAUCAGUCAAAAGAUGGAUUACCACCAAAGUUCAGUGGGGAAAAACCAUCAUCUAAUAAAAGGCUUCAGUAUGAGACAUUAGACUCAGACGUUCAGACUCAAAAGAACCACAAGAAUUUCAAAGACAGUCUCCUGGGGAUCUUCCAGGAUCUUGAGAGCAAAAUAAUCACAUUUCUGAAGAAAGAGCUGGAAAAGUUUAAGAAAAUAUUACAAAAUGAGAACACAGAAAACUUUGUGAAGGACUUUAAUGAGAACAGAUGCAGUAUCAAAGCAGCAGCUCUUGAUCUCACACUACAUUACCUGAGAGAGAUGAAGCAAGAUGAAGCUGCUGAUGUUCUAGAAGUUGAUCUGGUCUUAACUGAUCAGCUAAAAUGUGGCCUAAAGGAGAAGUAUCAAUGUGUGUUUGAAGGAAUUGCGAAGCAUGGUGACUCCAUACUUCUGAAUAACAUCUACACAGAUCUCUAUAUCACUCAGGGUGGCAGUGAACAGGUCAAUACUGAACAUGAGGUCAGACAGAUUGAAGUUGCUUCCAGACGUCAUGAAUCUCAAGAGAUUCAGGUUAAGUGCACAAAUUUGUUUGAUGCUCCUGAACAAGACGAGGAGAUCCGAACUGUACUGACAAAAGGAGUCGCUGGCAUCGGAAAAUCAGUCUCUGUGCAAAAGUUUGUUCUGGACUGGGCUGAAGGAAAAGAAAAUCAAGAUAUCUGUUUCAUAUUUCCUCUUCCAUUCAGAGAGAUGAACUUAAAAGAGAAAGAAAAGCUAAGUUUGAUGGACAUUAUAACUCAUUUUUACCCAGAGACAAAAGGACUGAACCUUACAAAAAGGAAUCAAUUCAAAGUCCUGUUCAUCCUUGAUGGAUUGGAUGAAUGUCGCCUUCCUCUGAAGUUUGAUUGUAAUGAGGCGUGGUGUGAUGUAUCGUCACCAGCCUCUCUGGAUGUUCUCCUAACGAACCUCAUGAAGGGAAAUCUGCUUCCUUCUGCUCUCAUCUGGAUCACCACCAGACCAGCAGCUGCCAGUAAGAUUCCUCCUGACUGCAUCGACCGUCUGACAGAGAUACGAGGAUUCAGUGAUGCACAAAAGGAAGAGUACUUCAGAAAAAGAUUGACGGAUCAGAAUCAGGCCAACACAAUCAUUGAUCAUGUUAAAAAAUCAAAGAGUCUCUUUAUCAUGUGCCACAUCCCAGUCUUCUGCUGGAUUUCAGCCACUGUUCUCCAGAACAUUCUGGAGGAGAAAAGAAAUAAUGAUGUGAAAAACAAUCAGGCUGAUGAGAUCUCUAAAACACCACAGGAAUCAAAUACUGAAGACACUCCCAAGACUCUGACACAAAUGUACACACACUUUCUCCGCUUUCAGAUCCAGCAGAGCCGCCGAAAAUAUGAUGGAGAAUACGCAGCAGAUGUUUCCUGGAAAAAAGACACUAUCCUUUCACUGGGGAAUCUGGCAUUUCAUCAGCUCCAAAGAAACAACGUGAUCUUCUAUGACACAGACCUGGAAGCCUGUGGUAUUGACGUCUAUAAGGCAUCAGUGUACUCAGGCAUGUGUACCCAGAUCUUUAAGGAGGAAACAGGGAUCAUUCUUGGUACCAUGUACUGCUUUGUUCACUUGAGCAUUCAAGAGUUUAUUGCAGCCCUUUAUGCACAUCUGUUUCUAGACAUCAACAAGAAAAGUGUGUUUGUUCAUGAGUCUACAGAACAGAAAAACAAAAAUGAAACCAUGAUUGAUUUUCUCAAGGCUGCAGUGGACGAGGCGCUCAAGAGUGAAAAUGGACACCUGGACCUUUUCCUUCGCUUCCUCCUCGGUCUUUCAGUCCAGUCCGAUCGACGACUCUUACAGGGUCUGUUGACACAGCAAGACGGCAAUGACCAGAGCAACAAGGAAAUAGUUCAGUACAUCAAGCAGAAAUUAGAAGGUAAUCUGUCUGCAGAGAGAUCCAUCAAUCUGUUCUACUGUCUGAAUGAACUGAACGACCAAACUCUGGUGAAGGAGAUUCAGACCCACCUUAGCAAAGGAAGUCUCUCAUCUGGUGACCUUUCACCUGCCCAGUGGUCUGCUUUGGUCUUUGUGUUGUUGACAUCAGAAGAAGAGCUGGAGGAGUUUGAGCUUCAGAAAUUCAAGAAAUCAGACGAGUGUCUCAUUAGAUUAUCAGCAGUCAUCAAAACCUCCAGAAGAGCUCUGCUAAAUGAUUGUAACUUAACAGACAAAAGCUGUUCAGCUCUGGCUGCAGUUCUUGGAUUAGAUACCAAUCUGAAAGAGCUGAACAUGAACAAUAAUAAUCUGCAUGAUUCAGGAGUGAAGCUGCUCUGCACUGGACUGAGGAAUUUAAAGUGUAAAUUGAAGAUACUGAGACUCUCUAACUGCAGUGUAACAGAAGAAGGUUAUAAAGCUCUGGCUUCAGCUCUGAGAUCAAACCCUUCACACCUGAUAGAGCUGGAUCUCACAGGAAAUGAUCCUGGACAAUCAGGAGUGAAGGAGCUCAAUGAUUUACUACAGGAUCCAAACUUUCAACUGAAUACACUGAGGUUUUUGAGUGCUGCUGCAGAUGAAGCCUGUCAGUAUGUGGAGAGAGUUGUGGGUAAAAACCCGUUACUCAAGAGAGAGCUGAAUCUGAGUGAUCAUGAACUAGGAGACACACGAGUGAAUCAGAUCGCUGCUCUACUGCAGGAUAAACACUGCCGACUCAACACACUGACUCUGAGUGAAUGCAGUAUUACAGAGGAUCAGUGUGUCAUCCUGACUUCAGCUCUGAAAUCAAACCCGUCACACCUGAGAGAGCUGAACCUGAGUGUGAAUGAACUAGGAGACUCUGGAGUGAAAAACCUCAGUGAUCUACUGAUGAACCCACAAUUCAAGCUGGAGAAACUACAUCUGUAUAGAUGCAGUAUUACAGAGAAACAGUGUGUCAUCCUGACUUCAGCUCUGAAAUCAAACCCGUCACACCUGAGAGAGCUGGACCUGUGGAGGAAUGAACUAGGAGACUCUGGAGUGAAAAACCUCAGUGAUCUACUGAUGAACCCACAAUUCAAGCUGGAGAAACUACAUCUGUGUGGAUGCAGUAUUACAGAGAAACAGUGUGUCAUCCUGAUUUCAGCUCUGAAAUCAAACCCGUCACACCUGAGAGAUCUGGACCUGAGCUGGAAUGAACUAGAAAACACAGGAUUGAAGCACUUAUGUGACGUACUGAAGGAUUCACACUGUAAACUGGAGAGAUUGAGACUCUCUAACUGCAGUGUAACAGAAGAAGGUUAUAAAGCUCUGGCUUCAGCUCUGAGAUCAAACCCUUCACACCUGAUAGAGCUGGAUCUCACAGGAAAUGAUCCUGGACAAUCAGGAGUGAAGGAGCUCAGUGAUUUACUACAGGAUCCAAACUGUCAACUGAAGACACUGAGGUUAAAUGAUUGUAACUUAACAGACAAAAGCUGUUCAGCUCUGGCUGCAGUUCUUGGAUCAGAUACCAAUCUGAAAGAGCUGAACAUGAACAAUAAUAAUCUGCAUGAUUCAGGAGUGAAGUUGCUCUGCACUGGACUGAAGGAUUUGAAGUGUAAAUUGAAGAUACUGAGGAUAAGCCGAUGUGAUAUGACAGAUGAAGGUUGUUCUGCUCUGACUUCAGCUCUGAAAUCAAACCCAUCACACCUGAGAGAGCUGGACCUCACUGGGAAUGAACUAGGAGACUCUGGAGUGAAAAACCUCAGUGAUCUAGUGAUGAACCUACAAUUCAAGCUGGAGAAACUAGAUCUGAGUGAAUGCAGUAUUACAGAGAAACAGUGUGUCAUCCUGACUUCAGCUCUGAAAUCAAACCCGUCACACCUGAGAGAGCUGGACCUGAGCUGGAAUAUAAUAGGAAACACAGGAGUGAAACACUUAUGUGACAUACUGAAGGAUUCACACUGUAAACUGGAGAGAUUGAGGUUAAGCUACUGUGAUAUGACAGAUGAAGGUUGUUCUGCUCUGACUUUAGCUCUGAAAUCAAACCCGUCACACCUGAGAGAGCUGAACCUGAGCUGGAAUAAACUAGGAGACUCUGGAGUGAAAAACCUCUGUGAUCUACUGAUGCACCCACAAUUCAUGCUGGAGAAACUACAUCUGAGUGUUUGCAGUAUUACAGAGAAACAGUGUGUCAUCCUGACUUCAGCUCUGAAAUCAAACCCGUCACACCUGAGAGAGCUGGACCUCAGUGGAAAUAAACUAGAAAACUCAGGAGUGAAGCACUUAUGUGACGUACUGAAGGAUUCACACUGUAAACUGGAGAGAUUGAGACUCUCUAACUGCAGUGUAACAGAAGAAGGUUAUAAAGCUCUGGCUUCAGCUCUGAGAUCAAACCCUUCACACCUGAUAGAGCUGGAUCUCACAGGAAAUGAUCCUGGACAAUCAGGAGUGAAGGAGCUCAGUGAUUUACUACAGGAUCCAAACUGUCAACUGAAGACACUGAGGUUUUUGAGUGCUGCUGCAGAUGAAGCCUGUCAGUAUGUGGAGAGAGUUGUGGGUAAAAACCCGUUCCUCCAGAGAGAGCUGAAUCUGAGUGAAGAUGAACUAGGAGACACACGAGUGAAUCAGAUCGCUGCUCUACUGCAGGAUAAACACUGUCGACUCAACACACUGACUCUGAGUGAAUGCAGUGUUACAGAGGAACAGUGUGUCAUCCUGACUUCAGCUCUGAAAUCAAACCCGUCACACCUGAGAGAGCUGAACCUGAGCGGGAAUAAACUAGGAGACUCUGGAGUGAAAAACCUCAGUGAUCUACUGAUGAACCCACAAUUCAAGCUGGAGAAACUACAUCUGAGUGGAUGCAGUAUUACAGAGAAACAGUGUGUCAUCCUGACUUCAGCUCUGAAAGCAAACCCGUCACACCUGAGAGAGCUGAACCUGAGCGGGAAUGAACUAGGAAACACAGGAGUGAAGCACUUAAGUGAUGUACUGAAGGAUUCACACUGUAAACUGGAGAGAUUGAGGUUAAUCUCCUGUAAUCUGACAGAUGAAGGUUGUUCUGCUCUGACUUCAGCUCUGAAAUCAAACCCGUCACACCUGAGAGAGCUGGACCUGAGCUGGAAUAAACUAGGAGACUGUGGAGUGAAAAACCUCAGUGAUCUACUGAUGAACCCACAAUUCAAACUGGAGAAACUAGAUCUAAAGAGAUGCAGUAUUACAGAGAAACAGUGUGUCAUCCUGACUUCAGCUCUGAAAUCAAACCCGUCACACCUGAGAGAGCUGAACCUGAGCGGGAAUGAACUAGAAAACACAGGAGUGAAGCACUUAUGUGACGUACUGAAGGAUUCACACUGUAAACUGGAGAGAUUGAGUCUACGUCACUGUGGCAUUACAGAUGUUUCUUUUUUAACUCAGUCUUUGACUAACUCAAAAGCACUGCAGUUUUUAAAAGAUCUUGAUCUGAGAUUCAAUAAGAUAGGAGACUCAAAGCAGCGGCUCAGUGACGUGUUACGAGACUCAAACUGUGACCUGAGAGUAGAAUAUCAAUCACCAAACGUCUCUGGUGGAUUGUUUACAUCAUGGUUUAAAUCUGUGAAAUCAUCAUGAGAGGAGCAGAAAUCAUCAGGUGAACAGGAGGAAGAAGCUCAGAUGAGUCUGUCAGCAGAAAUCUUCAGGCUCUUCAGUAUCAGACCUACAAAUAUAAUAAUGUUUGGAUUGAACUCAUCCAUAAUGAUUAAAAUGUUGUAUUGCUGUAUGAAUAUUAUAUUUAACAUUUAUAACUUGAGCAACAACCUGAGCCAAUCAAAUUUUAACUUUUGGCUUGUGACAAAGGAAGGCGAUUGCUAAAUUGUAUAUAUGAACAGCAAAUUAUAUUAGAGAAAAGUCCUGUACAAACUGUUGUCAUCUUUUUGCCAGUGGGUUUUCUUAGAUUUGUCUGAGAUGCUCCUGGCCAUGAUUAAAGCAAGGCAUUGUCUG